Molecule: messenger RNA, 4920 nt
Organism: Hippoglossus stenolepis (Pacific halibut)
Lineage: Eukaryota; Metazoa; Chordata; Actinopteri; Pleuronectiformes; Pleuronectidae
Gene: irf2bp1
Product: interferon regulatory factor 2 binding protein 1
Exons: 3
Coding region: 261-1562 (433 amino acids)
Biological process (GO): regulation of transcription by RNA polymerase II
Cellular component (GO): nucleus
Molecular function (GO): transcription corepressor activity
Source: RefSeq, a predicted model, not a curated record
ACGUAACGUCGCAGCGUCGGUGGGAGCAGCGGUGACAGCAGCGGAUCGGGGCCGAAGAUAAACAAAACAAAACGGACGAAAAAGAGCGAAAACCACGCGGAGGUCUGCGUCGAUUUCUCCUCCGCGUCAUGCGUAACGUUGUUCUGACGCGUUUCCACUUCCGCUAACGCAGCAACGCGAGGGCGCGCACCUGUGAGGCCAAAGAGGGUCACCGAGCUAACGUGUGCUAGCUUAGCAGGGGCUAGCCACCUGGAGCAGCCAUGUCGUCCCCCUCGUCCUCCUCCAGGCGCCAGUGGUGCUACCUGUGCGACCUGCCCAAGAUGCCCUGGACCGUGGUGUGGGACUUCAGCGAGGUGGUGUGCCGCGGCUGCGUCAACUACGAGGGGGCGAACCAGAUCGAGUUCCUCAUCGCGAGCGCCCGGCAGCUGAAGCGCAGCCACGGGAUGCAGGACGGCAGCGUCCGGUCACCGGGUCCCUCGCCCAACAAGCACGGGUCCACCGGGCGGGCGGAGGCGGCGGGAGACGGAGGCAGGCCCCACGCGGACCGCUUCGACCGGGGGGGCAGAGGAGAGGGCGCCGGGGCGGCUGUUCGCGUGCCGCCCAACGGGCUGCACCGCGACGGGCAGCCGCCUCCGGAGCUGAACCGCCAGAGCCCCAGCGGCAGCCGGAGACCCAUGCUGGGAGCUGCCAUCCCUCCCAGUCUGGUGACGAGCAUCGCAGGGAUCCCCCACGGGCUGCUCGCGGGCAUGCCGACGGGGCUCACCGCCAGGACAGCCCCCAUGAGCAGCACCAUGAUCUUCCCCGCCCCGGUGCUGGCCGAGAUGAGCCGCAGGCAGCUGGGCAUAGGGAUGGGGAUCGCCCCCUUUAUCACCCCGGAGCUGGAGCGGGAGCUCAGCUCGUCCCAGAAUCAGCCCAAGACCCAGACCCAGGUCCACACUGUGGCCGGCAGCAGCAAAAGCACAGGCCUCCCCUCCUCGUCCUCCUCCAUGGCGGGAGGUGUGAGCCAGACGAGCCCCAAGCCGGCCUCGUCUCCAGCCAGGCAGCCGCGCCCCCUCACCUCCAGGUCCGGGGGGGAGCUCCUGGGCUCCAGCUCCUCAGCAGAGGCGGCCACCACAGCUGCGGCGUUACCCCACAGUGGAGCCUCCGAGCUGGGAUCAGCGUCCACCAGCAACACCCUUUCUACAGGAAACACUCUGUCCUGCACCUUGUGUCACGAGCGGCUGGAGGACACACACUUUGUCCAGUGUCCAUCAGUGCCAGGCCACAGGUUCUGCUUCCCGUGCACCAGGGUGUACAUCCAGAGCCGGAGGGGAGAUGGGGAGGUGUACUGCCCCAGUGGAGAGCGCUGUCCGUUGGAUAACUCUCCCAACAGCCCCCCUUGGGCCUUCAUGCAGGGAGAGGUCUCCACGAUACUGGGCACUGGUGGAGCAGGACCUGCAGCAGCUCCUGCACCCGGAGCCGGGUCAGGGCCCGGACCUGCAGCUGCCAAUACGUCCGGGGCAGGGAGUGGAGGCGGAUCUGGGAAUGGAGACAUCUCUGUUAAGAAAGAGAGAGAGACGUGAUGGUGAUUUCCAUGGAAACCAAGACCCAACACAGCAACAGGCAGAGUCGUAUCCCACACCACAAGGAGAAGUCUGACCCGGACCUCAGACAUCCAGAGGAGUAAACACAGCGACUCACAGUAAAACUCCACUACACAGGUCUUAACUCCACCUACUCACACCCCCCACUGGUUCAGACUGAAGUUGCAAAGGCUGCCUUCACAAAUUGACAUUACUGCUUUUUAUUAUUUUUUUAUUUUCUAAACAAAGGUCGACUUUGCCAACUUCUAAUGUAAAUUCUGAUAUAAUGAGAAUGUGAAAUCAAAUUGAAUUUAUCACAUCAAUUGUCUCAGUGCAUCCUUGACAUCCUGAGCUUCCCCCCUCUGGAAAAACAAUCUCAAGUCAAAUCUUUAUUCCAGAAAACAGCAGAGAUCUUUAUCGAGACAGUGAAUGUGUAACUGAGUAUAUCUGUUAAAAAGGCCAUUCAUCAUCAUCACCAUGUACGGCUGGAAUCACAUAUUCUGGACCAAUCAACAACUGAACAGUGGCUACUUCUGUAGAGUUCACAGUAGCUGGUUCAAACAGGUGAUUGACUUCAGCAGCUUUCAGCAAGAUGUCUCCCUUUUCUACAAAAAAAAAAAAGAAAAUCUUCAAGAUGCACUUUAAGAAGCAAACAUCAACGAGACUACAACACAGCUGAUGUCUCAAUUUGUCUUUCUAUGGCCACACAUUCAUUAAUCUGUACUGGUUUUCACAUAUGAACUCCAGACAUUGUCCGAUUUUCACGACUGCAGCACACAACUGGAAACUGUUUGUGUGAGACGCGUUCACGUGUUGAAAUUAUUCGUUGGCGUUCAGGAGGCAGGAUGUUAAUGUCAUGAAUGUGUCUGCUCGCCCGCUGUGAUUCCUUUUAGACAAUCCCCUGCUCUAUUCACACAUCGACUCGAUCAGACAUUAGAUUUUAUGUUCUGUGACCUUUGCUGUCAUGCAUACACCUCCUCCAGGUAAUGUCUAGAAAGGUUCAGGGCGUUCGUGCAUGUGUCAAAGCAGCCCUGAGCUGGUAUUGGUUUUGUUUGCCCACGGUAGCUAGCUCUAACUGCGUACUGUAGCUUGUUGGUGAUAUUUUCUGUUUCAUAUAACCUUUCCCCAGACUCACACUAAGUAGCCAUUGUCCAGUGUUAGUUGUUAACGGUUCAUUCAAUAUUGUGUUUGCACGAGAAAGCACAAAAUCAGUUCCAACACAAACAUUAAAAAUGCAGUAGCCACGGUUGUUGUGUAUCUUUUCCCUCGUUGAUGAACAAACUGACUCCGACUGUUCGGAACAAGUCAGAAAUGAUCUGUCUCAGACAAAAAGACAUUUUUUUAAAAAAACAUUUGAGCUUAACUGACAAGAAAUUGACAGCAGCGACCACAGCGUGUAUCUGAAACGCAGAUGAGACUGUUUUAUGACUGAAUCCAUGUCCUGGUGUACAAUCAUUUUUUCUUUUUUCAAACUAAUUGAACAAAAAAUACUCCACUAAAACAUGACCUGCUCGUGCAAACCCACUCGAGCUGGGGACAGGAAAAGCCAGUUUGUCUUUGCGGUUGCUUUUCGUCCACUUUACGUGAAGCUGACUUUGACCCGGAGAGACGAGAAUGUUUGCUGAGCAGAAACAAGCGGUUUGUCUGUUGGAGCAUCGAGCAGCGACAGAAUCUCUGUGUUUGACUGUAUUUCAUUCAACGUUGCUUUCAUAUAAGAUGCAGCCCGGCCUCCGCUUUACCCCGAAUGUAUAUGAAGAUAUCUAUUGAUAGACCUAGGACUAUAUUUUUUACUAGAAUAUUAAAUGUUCUAUACUGUAUAGACCUAUAAUAGUAUGUAUGUGCAAUCCUUAGUCAUAGUAUAUGCAACAGUUUGGAAAUGUAAUUAAAAAACGACUGCGUAUCAUUUCUUAAACCCUUUGUUUUUUAAAGGGAGAACCCACCUAAAAAGAUUUAAUAUCAGUUUCUCUCAAACAAGAAAAACUUCUAUUGAAUCAAUAUUCAUAAGAACAUUUUAAGUUUUAAUCUUAAACAAAGUUUGUUUAGUCUGCUUUCCUUUCAUACUCAAUAAUUACAGAUGUUCCAAUACUAUUUUUCCUUUCCUGAUACCGAUUCUGAUACCUCAAAAUAUAUAUAUAUAAAAUGUACUUUAAAAGCUGUAUGAUACUAACCAAGAACUGAAAAAGCACACAGAUGAGUAAAUAUAGGAUUACUUACGAUUACUUGCUUUGAAUAUCUGGUAAAGUGCACUUCCAGCGUGGAAUAUUUCCUAAUUGUUGACAUAUUAUCUCGCUCCACUACAUCACUGGAAAUCACUUUUUCUCGCAGCUCAAAAACAUUUCAGCAGUAACAGUACGUCGCAGCUGCUGUUCUGGAGCCACCAAGAGAUAAUAUUACGAGAAAAAGUCAUAAUUUCAUGAGAAUUAAGUCGUAAUUUUACAUGAUCAGAGGCACUUCUGAUGCUGGUAUUGGGAACAUCUCUAUCAGUAAUAUCAAUGACCACAGACGUACUUCUAAUCCUGUUUGUCACAUUAAAACAGACACAUUACACAUUAAGAGAUUUAAUUUCCUAAAUUGAACAAUCCAACAUAUCAAUCUCCACAGAUUAGCAUGGAUUAGUUUUUUGGUGGUUUCUCUCUUUAUGUGCCGUGUGUACUCGCCCGUACAGACGCACAAACAAACCAAAGGUCAUUUUAUGUCCAAACGGAUGUUUCUGGAUGUAAAUGUUUUAUGAUAAAAUAUAUAUAUUGCUAUAUUUCUUGGCCAGGUCUUCACCGGUUCCCUUCAUCAAGCCGGUACAGUACACGGGCCGAUGCAGGUCGACUGUACUUUUGGGAUUUUACAUAUAAAAGUCUACAGUAUUCAGCAGGAACCUAAUAUAGGCCUUCGAUACUGAGAGAAUAUCCCACUGAUCAGGUGUGUCGUAGAGAAAUGUCCUUUGAAGAAGUGGAAUUUAAGUUUAAUAUGCACUGAUACAUCAUGCAAUCCCUUGUUAAGUGCCUUUUUAAAAUGUUUACCGUCUCUGUGUGUGUGUGUGUGUGUGUGCGUGCGCGUGUGCGUGUGUGUGUGUCUGGGAACCUCAGGGGAAGUAGAGUGCAAUGGCUUUUUUAUUGUCUCGUCAAUGAUUAACCUGAAUCUGUUUCCCUUCAAUCGCCAUCAGACGGCUUUUGCUUUUAUCUGAAGCCUUUGUAAAAGUAUGAAGGCCAUCCUUUGUUUGGAUACGGCUCUCUCUCUCUCUCUCUCUCUCUCUCUCUCUUUCUGUUUCUUUCUGUUUCUUUUCAUUUGUUAUUUUUAGAUCUGUUGGUUUUAAUGUAGCUUCAUGUACAAAAUAGAAACCAGGAAUAAAUGGGAUGGAAACUUG